CUAUUAAAAGUCAGUUAUAUUGGUUUGGAGAGAAUAUGACCCCACAAGUGGGACACUAUGAUUCUACAAACUACUCCCUCCAAUUCUCUAGAAGUUAUUUCUCUGGACACAUACAGUCUGCAAAGUGUUACAUAUUCAUUUUUUAUGUGUUUACGCACUUCAACAUAAUUUUGAUAUUUUAAUCUCCUAAAAAUAUAUACUUGUAGCAUUUGUGUAUCUCAUAUUCUCAUAUAAAUUACUAAAAACAUGCUGGUAGUGAAAAGUUUGACUAGGCACAUGUCGAAAACAACUGCUUUUAGGGCAUCCACACCACAAGAUGUUUUUGAAUGGGUGCCUGGAGUGAGAGUGUACCGACAUUAUUAAGCAACUAUGUCAAAGAAGAAGGCUAUGGCGAGGCCAAUUGAAGAAACUGGCCUCAGAUAAGCUCAUCAAUUGUCCCAAGUCAGCUGAUCAAGGUUGAGCCCAUCGAGUUGCGCUUCCCCGUUGCGCAAAUCGUGUCAAGCACACUGAAGAUAUGCAACAUUACUGAUUACUAUGUGGCUUUUAGUAUAUGUUCAAAUAAUAAUGCAGCGAAGUGCACCAUGUUACUGAACAGCGAAGGAGUUCUGUCACCACAAUCCACCCUAGAUGUUCUUGUAAGAUUUUUUUUCCCAGAAAAACGCAAAAGCUUCAACCCCAAGGAGGUGGUCACUGUGAAGAGCACCGUCGUGGAGCAAAGCUUGAUGACCACAAAUGUCACACAUGACAUGUUCAAAACAGAGAAGAGCCGAAACGUGGAGCUGGCCGUAUUUUUUGUAGCCUCCAAGAUCAUAUCAAAAGUAAAGUCCGUGUCGACAAUAGACGUGCAUCCAACAGAUACAUGGAUGGUUAUUACUCAAGGAGACAAGUCUUUCCGAAUGAACUAUCGUACAAAGGAAGUGGAAUUGGUUGAGUUGAAGGGGGGAGAAGUUAGUUUGGCUAAAUUUAUAGCCCGUGAGAAAUGGAUUUUGGCUGGUUUUACUAGUGGACUCCUCUGCGUGUACAGUUGGGAUUUACAAAAGAGAAUUCAUGUUCUGCGUGAACACUCAACAUCUAUUAAGUCUUUGGCUAUCCAUGGAACUAAGCCAUAUGUGCUGUCAGGAUCCCGAGAUGGUAAAAUUUUGCUCUGGGACUAUGGAAAGGGCUGGCAUUUGAUAAAAACAUUUUAUGCCAAUGGUGAGCUUGAUAAAUUGGUCGGACCCUACGCAAACAGGAGCUUCAUGCACCGGGUUGCCAUUUUUGGUGAGCUUGAUAAAGGCGAUACUGUGGAGCAAAUUGUAUUUAACCCAAAGGACACCGAUAUGUUUGCCAGUGCCCAGGACAAAACAGUAAAGAUUUGGAAUCUGCAUUCUGGUGAAUGCAAGCAAAUUUUGUCUGGGCAUUCAGAUUUGAUUGUGUGUUUGGAUUACUUGAGUCUGGGUGAUAAGCUAUACUUGAUCACAGGUUCACAAGACAGAACUGCCAAGAUCUGGGACUGCGAGACAGGGAAUUGUGUUCAGACACUGAAAGGGCAUACAGAUGUUGUUAAGAUUGCAUGUUUCCAUCCGGAUCUUCUAAUAAUAAUUACAGCUUCAUGGGAUGGGUCAGUUCGUCUGUGGGACUCCACCAACUUUCGGCUUGAGCGGACACUGGACUUCAAGCUCGGAAAAGUUAAUUCUGUAGCAUGUUUGAAGGGAUUAACAAGAAUCGCGAUUGGGCAUGAGAAAGGAUUAGUGCUGGCAGACAUAAGGCCCUGAGAAGGUGAUUUAGCAACAGAACGAAAACCAAAAGGUUAACGCGAGCUGCCGGAGUGAAUGAAGAUGGUUGAAGAAGGGUACUGGAACAUUCUUGUGAAUCUGAUUGGGUUGAUUCAGUUCGAAACGGCAAACAGACUAAAGAACAGUGAUCCUUGCAUGUAAUAUUCCCCUUUUCUUUCUGAACAUGUUUGUUAUUGGCAUGUCUUUAAGCACAUUUGAUUCCCUGGAGAAAUCGGACAUCCUUCUUUUAUUCACGGCAUGUCGUCUGUUUACUCCAUGUUAGCUUCAUUUGCAAAUUAUCUACCCAAUUCUAUCUUCA
Messenger RNA from Triticum dicoccoides, 2073 nucleotides. RefSeq names its product coatomer subunit beta'-2-like. Gene Ontology annotation, molecular function: protein binding. The coding region runs from base 582 to 1754 and encodes 390 amino acids. Gene Ontology annotation, cellular component: COPI vesicle coat. NCBI's taxonomy places the organism in Eukaryota, Viridiplantae, Streptophyta, Magnoliopsida, Poales, Poaceae. The record is from RefSeq and is a predicted model, not a curated record. The transcript is spliced from 10 exons. Gene Ontology annotation, biological process: intra-Golgi vesicle-mediated transport; retrograde vesicle-mediated transport, Golgi to endoplasmic reticulum; intracellular protein transport.